This is a messenger RNA of Cylas formicarius (sweet potato weevil), 3937 nucleotides long. Its product is annotated as NAD(P) transhydrogenase, mitochondrial-like. Gene Ontology annotation, biological process: proton transmembrane transport; NADPH regeneration. Gene Ontology annotation, cellular component: mitochondrial inner membrane. The record is from RefSeq and is a predicted model, not a curated record. Lineage: Eukaryota; Metazoa; Arthropoda; Insecta; Coleoptera; Brentidae. The transcript is spliced from 16 exons. Gene Ontology annotation, molecular function: NADP binding; NAD binding. Bases 173 to 3385 code for a protein of 1070 amino acids.
UCUGCUAUCGGCUGUGCAAGUAUUGUUCGUGAAGCCCCACGAGUUUCAGUUUGUGCGGAAGCUUUUUCACGUUAUUAGCAAAAUUUACCGGUUUUUAAAUAUUUUUACGUCGGUCUAAAUACCGUUUAGGAAAUUGUAUGCAAUGAAAUAGGAAAUUAAAUGCCCAUAGAAAAUGGCCAGGGGACUAAUGAGACUGUACUUAAACAAGAGACGCGUGUUUGAGGUUCGAUUAAAAAAUGCAACUCUAUUAGAAAAAUCGGUCGCUAGGGAAUUUUCGCGAGGCCAACACUGUUGGAAAGAAUCCAAAGAAAAGAAAGACACCAAAGGUAUUCCCUACAGCCAAUUGACCAUAGGCGUCCCUAAGGAAGUUUGGAAAAAUGAAAAGAGAGUUGCCAUCACGCCCGCGGUUACGGAAACUCUAACCAAAAAAGGUUUUACGGUUAAGGUCGAAGAAAAUGCCGGCGCAGACGCCAAGUUUAAGAACGGAGACUACGAAAAAUCCGGAGUCAAAAUUGUGGAUACGAAAACCGCGUUCAACUCAGAUAUUAUUUUAAAAGUUAGGCAACCACUAGACAAUGAUGUAUCCAAUUUUAGGGAAAAUUCGACGCUGUUGUCUUUCCUAUACCCUGGUCAAAACAAGGAAUUGGUCGAAAAAUUGGCCGAUAGGAAAAUGACCGCGUUCGCUAUGGAUUGCAUCCCUCGACUGACGAGGGCGCAAGUUUUUGACGCACUGAGUUCUAUGGCGAACAUAUCGGGGUACAGAGCAGUAGUUGAGGCAGCCAAUCAUUUUCCAAGGUUCAUGUCAGGUCAGAUAACAGCCGCCGGAAAGGUCCCGCCUUCCAAAGUGCUCGUCAUUGGUGGGGGCGUGGCCGGCUUGGCCGCUAUUGGCCAGGCAAAAAGCAUGGGCGCGGUUGUGCGGGCGUUCGAUACGAGAUCGGUAGUUAAAGAGCAAGUCGAGUCUAUGGGUGCGGAGUUUUUGACCGUAAACAUAGAAGAGGAGGGUGGGGCUGCCGGAGGGUACAGCAAAGAAAUGUCCAAGGAAUUUAUCGAAGCCGAACACGCCCUGUUUGCCAAACAGUGCAAGGAGGUCGACAUAAUUAUCUCAACUGCUUUAAUACCGGGAAAAAAGGCGCCGCUACUUAUUUUGAAGGAACAUAUUUUGUCCAUGAAACCCGGAAGCGUGGUGGUGGACUUGGCAGCGGAAGCGGGGGGAAAUAUAGAGACCACAAAACCAGGAGAGACUUAUGUGUUCAACGAUGUCACGCAUGUAGGGCUGACGGACUUUCCUAGUCUACUGCCCACUCAGAGUUCCACUUUGUAUGCCAACAAUAUUUCGAAGUUUUUGCUGUCAAUAGGCGACGACAAUCAUUUCCAUAUUGAUAUGUCGGACGACGUUGUACGUGGUAGCAUAAUACUGGAUAAGGGAAAAUUAGUAUGGCCUCCUCCUGAACCGGUCGGCCCUCCCCCUUCGACUGCGCCACCUCCCAAACUGGAAUCCAAAGUGGUGAAAGAAGUCCAUAAAGAACUUACUCCGUUGAAGAAAACAUUGGACAACGCUCUAAUCACAACCGCCGGAAUCGGAAGUAUAUUGGGGUUGGGGAUAUGUUCUCCCAAUUCGGAUUUCACGUCGAUGUUGACAGUAUUGGGGCUGUCUGGAUUAGUGGGUUAUCACACCGUAUGGGGUGUAACACCGGCGUUGCAUUCACCCCUUAUGUCAGUUACGAACGCCAUAUCCGGCAUUACGGCUGUAGGGGGCCUGUUGCUGAUGAACGGCAGCUAUUUUCCAACCAAUUCUGUGGAGACGCUUUCAGCGGCAGCUGCAUUUGUAUCUUUCAUUAACGUUUUCGGAGGAUUUCUCGUCACAAAAAGGAUGUUGGACAUGUUUAGAAGGCCCGGAGAUCCGCCAGACUACAACCUGUUCUAUGGCAUUCCGGCGGUAGUGUUCCUCGGGGGGUACAGUUACGCAGCGAUGAGCGGUUUGGCCGAAAUCCAUCAGGCAGCUUACCUUGCCGCGUCCCUGUGUUGUGUGGGAGCUUUGGCUGGUUUAAGCUCGCAAACCACCAGCAGAAUGGGAAACAACCUUGGGAUGAUCGGAGUGGCAGGAGGUAUAGCCGCGACGUUGGGUCAAUUAGCGCCCUCCAAUGAAGUGUUGGCUCAAAUGGCGGCCUGCCUGAUAGGGGGCGGUGCGAUAGGUGCCACGAUAGCGAAAAAAAUCGAAAUCACCGAUCUGCCGCAACUGGUUGCUGGUUUUCACAGCUUGGUGGGUUUGGCCGCGGUGCUUACAUGCGUGGCCACUUUCAUUCACGACUUUCCCACAUUCGCCAUAGACCCGGCCGCCAACGUGACUAAAACCGCCCUUUUCUUGGGCACCUACAUCGGUGGGGUAACAUUCAGCGGCUCGUUGGUAGCCUACGGCAAGCUGCAGGGCCUCCUCAAAUCCAACGCGCUCCUAUUACCCGGCCGCCACGCCCUAAACUCUGCCCUGCUUUUGGCUAACGUAGCGGCCGGUGGUUAUUUGUUUUACGAUCCCACCUUGAUCGGCGGAUUAGGAGCGUUGGCCACUACCGCAGCCUUAUCGUCCACGAUGGGGGUCACUUUGACCGUCGCCAUCGGCGGCGCCGACAUGCCGGUGGUUAUCACGGUACUAAACAGUUACUCGGGAUGGGCACUCUGCGCCGAAGGUUUCAUGUUGAACAAUAGUCUCAUGACGAUCGUCGGAGCUCUAAUCGGGUCGUCCGGCGCCAUACUGUCGCACAUUAUGUGCAAAGCGAUGAACCGCUCGUUGCCGAACGUUAUUUUGGGCGGUUACGGUACCACCAGUACCGGAAGCGGUAAACCGAUGGAGAUCACCGGCACGCAUACGGAAAUUAACUUGGAUUCGGCGGUGGAAGCGAUCAACAAUGCCAGGAGUAUCAUAAUCGUGCCGGGAUAUGGCUUGUGCGUGGCCAAAGCUCAGUACCCCAUAGCCGAAAUGGUGGAGGUGUUGAAGAGUAAGGGAAAGCAAGUCAGAUUCGCCAUACAUCCAGUGGCCGGGAGGAUGCCGGGACAGCUCAACGUGUUGCUGGCCGAAGCCGGAGUUCCCUACGACGACGUGUUGGAGAUGGACGAAAUCAACGAGGACUUUGAGAGCACGGAUCUCGUGUUGGUGAUUGGCGCCAAUGAUACGGUCAACAGCGCCGCUCUAGAGGAUCCCAACUCGCCGAUAGCCGGCAUGCCCGUAUUGAACGUCUGGAAGUCUGAUCAUGUGAUAGUGAUGAAGAGAUCUUUAGGUGUCGGUUAUGCAGCCGUAGACAAUCCAGUCUUUUACAAGCCCAACACGUCCAUGUUACUGGGCGACGCGAAAAAAACGUGCGACGCGCUCUUGCAUAAGGUAUUGCAGGAAUAAAUUUCAUAGCACGAUGAUGAUGUUGAUAUGCGAGUAUCAAAAUGCAGCUUCUGUGUUUGAUCUGUCCUUAGUGACGUCACAAUUUAGGUUAAUCCAUAGCCGCCCAUAUAUCAAACAUGAGAAAUUUAUUGUAUCACCCGAUUAUGAACUUAUUUUGUGCCCUUAUUUAGUAAUAAAAUCUAAACUGGUUCAACUGUAUGCUAGUUUAAUUGUGUGCUGUUGUCGCCGGGAGCGAUUCAAAUUUCUCUUUUUGAACACAGAUUAGGAAAUUUUAUCCCUAAGUGUUUAGAGCAUAAGGCAAAUAUCUGAAUUGCCGUUUUGUAUUGUCAUUAGGUUGUCCAUUGUAUUUUAAUUAAAAACUUUAAGGAGAAACAUAGUCUGAAUUUGUAUCGCGAAGUGUGUGUACAGAUACGAGCGGUUCUCAGGAAGAGAUGUUUAGUAUUUUUUCUUUUUUUUUUUUGUAUAAUUCGUAACACCGAACGCGAGCAUUAUUUCGCGGGCAAACGCCCAUUAUAUAUAUAAUUUGUACUUUUUCUUUUUAAGAGCAUAGGA